Messenger RNA from Megalobrama amblycephala (Wuchang bream), 1303 nucleotides. It is a transcript of the gene vps25, whose product is annotated as vacuolar protein sorting 25 homolog. Gene Ontology annotation, cellular component: ESCRT II complex. Gene Ontology annotation, biological process: protein transport to vacuole involved in ubiquitin-dependent protein catabolic process via the multivesicular body sorting pathway. The transcript has 6 exons. The coding region runs from base 104 to 628 and encodes 174 amino acids. Gene Ontology annotation, molecular function: protein homodimerization activity; structural molecule activity. NCBI's taxonomy places the organism in Eukaryota, Metazoa, Chordata, Actinopteri, Cypriniformes, Xenocyprididae. The record is from RefSeq and is a predicted model, not a curated record.
AAGGACUUUUAUUUUGGCGGGUGUUUCCCAUAAUUCCAGCAGAGCGGAAACAGAUUGAAGCGGAGCCGCACAUCAACAUCAACAGAACUAGUACAAAUCUGCAAUGAGUUUUGAGUGGCCCUGGCAGUAUAACUUUCCUCCAUUUUUUACAUUGCAGCCAAAUGUUGACACGAGACAGAAGCAGUUGGCGGCAUGGUGUUCACUCGUGCUGUCUUACUGUCGUCAGCGCAAGCUCUACACACUGGAUGUGCUCGAGGCGCAGGAAAGCCCUGUGUUCAACAACAAGAAAAUUGAGAGAAAACUUUCAGUUGAAGCCAUACAAGUAGUUUUUGAAGAAUUGAGAAAAAAAGGAAACCUGGAAUGGUUGGAUAAAAAUAAAUCACGAUGUCUUAUAAUGUGGAGGAGACCAGAGGAGUGGGGCAAACUCAUUUAUCAAUGGGUUUCCAAAAAUGGCAUGGUCAACUCAGUGUUUACACUUUAUGAGCUCUCUAAUGGGGAUGACACAGAAAAUGAAGAGUUCCAUGGAUUGGAGGAUUGGAUGUUGCUGCGUUCACUGCAGGCCCUGCAGACUGAUGGGAAAGCAGAAAUUAUCUCUAUGGAUGAUGGAAAAGGAGUCAAGUUCUUUUGAAUCAGGUUUUCUCAAGUCAGACUUUGGGAUGUGGUGUUGGGUUUCUGUCAGCCCAGCAUGAUCUUUUGUCUCAGUCCACUUGGGAUCUUGUUUGGACUGUGUAUUACACUCCACUGAUAAGUCAGUAAGUCAUUAUUUGGCACAUGAUCCCAAACUAAAUGUAAGGGUCUUCCUUGUUGGAACAUGUUUAAAUUGGUGGUUUUACACCUGUCAAAACUGGAGCCGAGUAAAGAAACCAAGAUUUUGUUCUUAACCGUUAUGCAUACCAAGCGAAAUGUCAGACCAAAACUAAGGAAUAUCAGUAUCUUAAUGUAGACCGAGACUACACCCACUUUUUUGUGUACAUAUAUUUUAUUUCACUCCUUUUAUUGCUGUAAAUCCUGAAGGACUCUUGUUCUACUUGAAUAUUUUUUCUGUGUAGAACCACAAAGCCAAAAGACGGUCUACUAAUCUCAGACACGGCUUUUGUAAAUCCCGCGAUGCUUCCUGGCUAAGAUAAAAUGUUCUUGAGUAAAUGUCCUGUUUCUGAUGGCAGUGGAAUUCAUAUCAACAUUUUGCUGAAAUCUGGUAGCAUUGACUCCUUUUCCUUGACUGUCACUGUAUCUUACCACCUUUUAUACCAAUGUAAUACUGUACAAAUAAAUGACGGAGACACUUUCAGUUCUCUCCUGCAUA